This is a messenger RNA of Aspergillus nidulans FGSC A4, 933 nucleotides long. RefSeq lists its product as uncharacterized. NCBI's taxonomy places the organism in Eukaryota, Fungi, Ascomycota, Eurotiomycetes, Eurotiales, Aspergillaceae. Gene Ontology annotation, molecular function: ubiquitin protein ligase activity. Bases 1 to 933 code for a protein of 310 amino acids. The transcript has a single exon. The record is from RefSeq and is a predicted model, not a curated record.
AUGGCGACCUCAGACCAAGAGUAUUUCUGGACCAGCAAUAUUCUCCUUCACGCCCUUGCAUCCCAAGAACGCCCCGACUCCAGCAGCAACAACCCAACCCGACUGCAAACGCAAACACAACAGCCAAUCUCAGACUCAGACAGAGACGCGAUAUGCCUACUAUUCCACGAUUACUUCCCUUCAAGAUUACCGCUUCCAUAUGCGGGAUUCGACAACCGAAUUGCUGCUUUGCGUGCUGACGUCCACAAACGAUGCUAUCCAAGGAACUUGACGAUAGUCGAGGAGGUGCAUCAGUUUUUCCUGGAGUUGAGGUCCUUGCUUUCUGUUUCGUGGCAUUCGCAAGGAGCUGCGAGCUACCUUAGGGACAUGGAUUUGCAUUCACAGGCGCAGGCUACGGCGCAGGCUACGGUGCAGGUUGACGAGGUGGAUCUCAAUAGCGACAGUGAGAACUGGCCAGAAAGUCGGAUCGAUGACGAAGAAACGUACCAUACAUCGAUAUGGGAAGCUCGUCGGUCGAAUGAAUCACCCAGCCCCGAUAAAAAGGUUUCUAGGAGACCAGUAAAGGGUGACUGUACGAUCUGCUUUGCUCCGUUGAAAAACGAUCAAACUUCUCCGCCACUAAAAGAACACCAAAGCGAACCGAAAGACGUUGCCUUUGUCAAUAACGAGCCAGGCAGUCGUGGUCCUGAUCCUGAUAUCUAUGAGGAUCAUGGUGACGAGGGAAACAACCAAUAUGGUGAUAGUUCUGACGAGGACGAAGGAGACGACGACGGCAACGACAGCAGCAGUCUCGUUUGGUGUAGAGAUUUUUGCGGAACCAACUACCACUCCCAAUGCUUUGCUCAGUGGAUUCCGCAGUUCAAGAAGCGGCAAGAUGUCAGCUGUCCUACAUGCCGGAGACGCUGGAAAUACUGGGGAGGGAGGAAUUAUUGA